AUGUCACUCUACUCGGCGCCCACAGCCUCCGUCGCCACCGCUAUCACCCUCCGGAGGUUCAUAGCACCAGCUGCACCACCGAUUGAUAUAAGGCGGCUAGAGCGCGACAUGGCGUUUCCUGCACCGCCGCCGCCGCUUGUCAGUGCCAAUAGGUACGUGGGAGCGAAGCAUAAGGCCGUGGUGGUGAUGGGCGCGACGGGGACAGGCAAGUCGCGCCUCGCCGUGGAUCUCGCUCUCAGGUUCGGCGGCGAGGUGAUCAACUCGGACAAGAUUCAGGUGUACGCGGGCCUGGACGUGGCCACCAACAAGGUCACGGCGGAGGAGUGCGCUGGCGUGCCUCACCACCUGCUCGGGGUGGCGCACCCCAACGACGACUUCACGGCCGCGGACUUCCGGCGCGAGGCGUUCCGCGCCGCGGGCGCGAUCACCGCGCGCGGCCGCCUCCCGAUCAUCGCGGGCGGAUCGAACUCAUACAUCGAGGAGCUCGUCGACGGCGACCGCCGCUCAUUCCGCGAGCGUUACGACUGCUGCUUCCUGUGGGUGGACGUGCAGCUCCCCGUGCUGCACGGUUACGUCUCCCGCCGCGUCGACGAGAUGUACACCCGCGGGCUCGUGGACGAGGUCGUGGCCGCCGUCGACCCGCACCGCACCGACUACUCCCGCGGCAUCUGGCGUGCCAUCGGCGUGCCAGAGCUCGACGCGUACCUGCGGUGGUUGCGCAGCUCCGGCGACGACGAGGACGAGCGCGCCCGGCUGCAGGCCGUCGCCAUCGAGGACAUCAAGUCGAACACCAGCCGGCUCUCGUGCCGGCAGCGCGCCAAGAUCCAGCGGCUGGCGAAGCUGUGGCAAGUCCGGCGCGUGGACGCCACGGAAGCAUUCCGGAGGCGCGGUGACGCCGCCGACGAGGCAUGGCAGCGGCUCGUCGCAGCGCCGUGCAUCGACGCCGUGCGCUCCUUCCUUCACAACGACGCUGUCCCGGCUGAUGAUCUGCCCCCUGACGUGCCCGUGUUCACUCCUGCGGCGGCAGCCGCCGUCGCAGUAUAACCCUGCUUCUCGACAUUGACAGCUGCAUUCACGAGAACGCGUGGACGUAAGUGCGGAGUAGACAUUAGCCACCAUUGCUUGGUGCGAUGGCAUUGGACAAGGCCGUCAAGAAAGAGGAAGGAGCGACAGCUGGGGAGGUUAAUUACUUUGUUUUACAGUAAAUCUAUCUAUAGAGGAGUAUUUGUUUUAUUUUAUUAUUUUGAAAAAUAGCUUUUAGAUAGUAGAUUUUAAAAGGUUGUAUUGUGGAA
Messenger RNA from Phragmites australis (common reed), 1292 nucleotides. Its product is annotated as adenylate isopentenyltransferase 5, chloroplastic-like. The record is from RefSeq and is a predicted model, not a curated record. Gene Ontology annotation, biological process: cytokinin biosynthetic process; tRNA modification. Gene Ontology annotation, molecular function: tRNA dimethylallyltransferase activity. Gene Ontology annotation, cellular component: mitochondrion. The transcript has a single exon. Lineage: Eukaryota; Viridiplantae; Streptophyta; Magnoliopsida; Poales; Poaceae. The coding region runs from base 1 to 1044 and encodes 347 amino acids.